Paramuricea clavata is the source of this 351-nucleotide messenger RNA. Lineage: Eukaryota; Metazoa; Cnidaria; Anthozoa; Malacalcyonacea; Plexauridae. The record is from the annotation of a GenBank genome assembly.
AUGAACGAUGAUCUGGAAAGUGUAGUUAGGAAGACUGCAGCAUUCAUAGGAAUUCAGCACGAAAGAAAUAUUGAGAAGGCUGUGGAAAUGAGCUCUUUUGAAUUUAUGAAGGGAAACCAGAAAAAAUUUGCAGAUAUGCACAUCGCACGUUAUCGGAAUGAAGCUUGCGGGGUACCCCAUGAUGCUGUGCCCAAUAAGGUUGUCACAGGAUCUGCAUCAAAAGGACGAGAGUUAAUGGAUGAUAAAACGAAAGAAAUAAUUCAAGGAAGGUGGCUGGAAGUUGUUGCUAAACAAGCUGGAUUUCAAGAUUAUAAUGAGUUGAGAAGUGCAUUCCAAAAGAAUAAUAAUUAA